This is a messenger RNA of Podarcis raffonei (Aeolian wall lizard), 2765 nucleotides long. Its product is annotated as G protein-activated inward rectifier potassium channel 1-like. The transcript has 3 exons. NCBI's taxonomy places the organism in Eukaryota, Metazoa, Chordata, Lepidosauria, Squamata, Lacertidae. The record is from RefSeq and is a predicted model, not a curated record. Gene Ontology annotation, biological process: regulation of monoatomic ion transmembrane transport; potassium ion import across plasma membrane. Gene Ontology annotation, cellular component: plasma membrane. Gene Ontology annotation, molecular function: G-protein activated inward rectifier potassium channel activity. The coding region runs from base 36 to 1511 and encodes 491 amino acids.
AGCCUACAGGGCAAGCUCUCUUCCUCACCACCAGAAUGUCAGUGGUGCGCAGGAAGUUCGGCGAUGAAUACCAGGCCGUGGUGGGCACGUCGGCGAGGCGGAAGCGCCAGCGCUUUGUGGACAAGAACGGCCGCUGCAACGUCCAGCACGGCAACCUGGGCAGCGAGAACAGCCGCUACCUGACGGACCUCUUCACCACCUUAGUGGACCUCAAGUGGCGAUGGAACCUGCUCAUCUUCCUGUUGACCUACACGGUGGCCUGGCUGGUCAUGGCCUCCAUGUGGUGGGGGAUCGCCUACUUGCGAGGAGACCUGGACAUGCACCACGGGCACAGCCCCGGGCACAACCCCUGUGUGGCCAACGUCUACAACUUCCCCUCGGCCUUCCUCUUCUUCAUCGAGACAGAAGCGACCAUCGGCUACGGGCACCGCUACAUCACCGAGCGCUGCCCUGAGGGCAUCGUGCUCUUCCUCUUCCAGUCGCUUCUGGGCUCGGUGGUGGACGCCUUCCUCAUUGGCUGCAUGUUCAUCAAGAUGUCCCAGCCCAAGAAAAGAGCUGAGACUCUCAUGUUCAGCCGCGCUGCGGUCAUCUCCAAGCGAGAUGGGAAGCUAUGCCUCAUGUUCCGCGUGGGGAACCUGCGCAACAGCCACAUGGUCUCGGCCCAGAUCCGCUGCAAACUUAUCAAGUCACGACAGACGCCAGAAGGUGAAUUUCUGCCACUAGACCAAUGCGAGCUCGAUGUUGGAUUCGGAACUGGGGCCGACCAACUGUUCCUCGUUUCUCCUCUCACCAUCUGCCAUGAAAUCAACGAAAAGAGCCCUUUUUUUGCCCUCUCACAGAGAUCGCUACGGAGCGAGCAGUUCGAGAUUGUCGUUAUCCUGGAAGGCAUCGUCGAAACUACAGGGAUGACUUGCCAAGCCAGGACCUCCUACACAGAAGAUGAAGUCCUCUGGGGCCACCGGUUCCUCCCUGUGAUGUCGCUGGAAGAUGGUUUCUUCCGCGUGGAUUACUCUCAGUUCCACGGAACGUUUGAAGUCCCCACUCCGCCCUACAGCGUGAAGGAGCAGGAAGAAAACCUCUCUCUCCCUUCGCCUUUGAACACCCCGACAGGGAGCAACAGAAGCCGGAGGGAAAAGAUCUCCUCCCUCGAUUGCCUCGAUUUUUUCGAAGAAAAAGGCAACAGGCUCCCCAGCAAAUUCCAGAAAAUCUGUUCCGGGAAACGGGAGCUCCACAGAGGAGUCCUUAGCCUCUGCUCCAGCAACGUGGAGAAAGCAUGUAGCACGGGAGAUCUGCUCAAAAUCCAGCAGAUCACCUCCGUCUGCGGCACCGAAGACGGGGGCGAGAAGCUGAUGUCGGCAGCCUUCAAAACCAAAUCGGAGCUGCUGGCUCGCUCCACCGGGAACCUCGAACUCCAGCAAAGGCCUCAAAACUUGCUCACCUUGGGAGCGGCGUUAGAUCAUGAGAAUUUGCCUGCCAAGCUGCGGAAAAUGAACUCAGGACACCUGUCCUAAAAGGGAGGAGAAGCCUAAAUGAGCUGCAGUUUUCAUUUUAAACUCCUGGAUUUCUCGGGUUACUACUGUGAAGACCCCCUGAGCUAUGCCCAUGCGCUAGCAAUGGCCGUCCAAUUUAAACGAGAAUUUUUUAAAAAAACACACAGAGAGCCCUUCAACCCACAACCCAUUGUAGUUAUGUAACAGGGGGUUGUCGGUUGCUUAAGUGGCAGUGUAAGUAAGAAGAAAAAAUCUCUUGAAGAUACUGUUGGGUCUUCUAAUCUCUUUUCCUUUCUAAAGCAUGCCUAUUUAGUACCAUUUCCUCUGACUUGCCCCUUUAAAGAAGCAAUUGUUCUAUAACAAGAGUACCUCUGAGUAUGUACAGAGGUCUGCUCUCUCAAGCAACUGCAGCGUGUCCUUGAACACCUAUGAAGCUACACAAAAGGGCCUGCUUUGUGGGCUUUUUAAAGAAGCUACGCACCAGCCACACCCCUCGGGAGCCUCUCAGGAACCCACAGAGAACUGCUGCUGUGCUGCAUGAGGCACCACCACCGAUAAGGCCCUGCCUCUGACAGACACACGUCUCGCUUUAGCUGAUAUGUGCAGCCGUUGUACACACAGGGAUUAAAUGAACAUGAUCCACAGGUGUAUGUCGAAAAGCACAGAACAAUCUAAAGGGGGGGAUUAUUACAGACCAACAUGGCUUCCUUUGUUUUUAUGUGCCUUGAAGAUUAUUGAAUCUAGCUGUUUAGAAACAAGAGCUACAGUGGAAUGAAGAUGGUUUUUCUACCACCUCAAGGGGGACUUGUUGAUGACCACGUGCCCUCCAGCCACUAGGUAACGCUACCAAAUUUAGCUUCACUUGACUUUAUCGCCUGAAAUAAAUUUCCGGCUUUGCUCAUAGGAAGACUGCCAUGCUCCUCUCCACCAGCUCAAUUCUCUGCCUUAGACGGAGACAGUGUGUUUCGCUUUUAAGGCCAGAGACAGGGUAACUGCUGGAUUUAGAAUUAACAGAAACUGGGUGGUUCCCCCAUUGCCUCUUUGUCUCUUGCAACACCUAGAAAAGGUUAAUCCAACCAAGCUUGCCAUCCUAAGACUGAAUCUAGGUGCAGAAAACUUGGGGCUAAGCCAAUAAUACGUCUCCUCUUCUUCUCUUUCCCUGCUCAUUUGACUGCUUUGCGUAGCAUCUCUUCCAAUGAAGGGUUUCUGGAGAACUUGAAAGCUCGCUCCCUAUUUUGUGGUUGGUCCUCCUAAAUAAAGGUCUUCUUGCCCGAG